GAGCAGCCGGGCCGACAGCGAGCUCAGGCGUGACUCAGGUGGAGGCACUGGCCCCUGCGAGUGAGUGGAUCCUGCUCGAGUAUUUGUGGGAUCUCGUGUGGUAAUAUUCAUGUUCAACAACUUCAAGACACAGUUUAGUUGUUUUUAUUUUUAUUUUUAGUUUUAAUUGAAGGUAGUAUUCACAAUGUAUUCAGAAUAUUUUCAGUAUAAAAUGUAAAUAACAAUGAUUAAAUACGUAGUUUGAUGGUAAUACAGGAGCAUCCAUAUUACGAGGGCCUACCCCCUUGCCUUCAUAUAAACCAUGCAACAUCACUUCGCCCUGAAGCAGCACACGAGCAAUACUUGCGUCUCGUGAACGUGUCGCUCUGGCGGAGCAGUGGUAGCGUGCCUCGCUCCCCCUACUGGCGCGAGCAGGGCAGCGCCGCCUGGUUCCCUCCUGGUGCUCCAGGGCUCCCUGGAGGGGGGAGGGGGGGGAGCUGCACCGCCUGGAGGGGGAGUUCGUUGCACCGCGGUACUGUUAGCGAGUGGGUCAGGGAAGUGUGUCGCGGUCACUGUCACGACCAGCCAGUCUGCAGCCGGCGACGACUGCGCCAGCAUCAGCAGCUCAGGGCCACAGACAGCUGGGCAGGAACCAUGUCCCGGCUCUGGCUGAUCAUCAUCUGCGCCGCGCUGUUGCCGGGCGUGCUACCGGCCAGCAGAUACGUGCCCAAGUGGAAGAAGCAGGCGUGCGAGAUUCCGGCCAGAGAGAACCAGAACAGCCACUACGUGUGCACGGACAAUGGCGACGUGAAGUGCCUGCCAGGCUGGACCGGAGACCUGUGUGACGUGCCCCUCUGCCGCAAGGGCUGCGACCCCCUGCAAGGCUACUGCAAGCGGCCAGGGGAGUGUCGCUGCAAGCUGGGGUUCUACGGCGAGCUGUGCAACAAGUGCAUCGGCCUGAUUGGCUGCCAGUACGGCUCCUGCAACGCCAGCUUCGACUGCAACUGCCUGCCGGGCUGGGACGGCAUGUUCUGUUCUGACCCCAUAUGCCACAACGACUGCCACAAGACCAGAGGGUACUGCCAGUGGCCCGGGGAAUGCAGGUGCCGGCUGGGCUGGGCGGGGCGUACCUGCGAGGACUGCCAGGUGCUCCCGGGCUGCCAGCACGGCUACUGCAACCGCCCCCUGGAGUGCCGCUGCCACGAGGGCUUCACCGGCAUCCUGUGUCAGACCCCCAUCUGCGCGGAGAACUGCAACCGAGAGCGCGGCUACUGCAGGAAGCCCGACGAGUGCAGGUGCCGUGUCGGCUGGUGGGGCAAGAACUGCGACACGUGCUUCCCGUACCCCGGCUGCAAGCACGGCUCGUGCAACCGGCCGUGGGAGUGCAACUGCGAGCCGGGCUGGGGCGGAGCGCUGUGCGACCAAGAGCUGACGCACUGCCGCGACCACCCCGACGCCUGCGAGAACGGAGCGACGUGCGUGAGCCUCAGCGAGGAGGACGGCGGCUACCGCUGCCUGUGUGCCGAGGGCUACACCGGCCGCAGCUGCGAGGUGGAGAAGUACACCACCUCCAGCACCACGCCCGCCCCGCUCGACGCCAACGCCACGCUCCAGGAGCCCUGAGGGCCGCCCCGGGGGGGCCUACCUGCGGCUCUCUCAACAACUGUUUGUUACUAACACAGUCACCUCAUCAGCAACUCCCUGUUCCAGACAACCUCUGACAAAACAAAAAUCUCAACAAUUUGUAACAGGUGUUGGAAAUAAGGUAAAAAUUGGUAUUUAUAUAUACCAUACACGCCAAGAAUCACACUGACGCACAUUUAUAGGCAAGCUAGAUUUUAUUUCUAUUUAAUAAUAUAUGUUGUAUUAGUUUUAAACAUCUGCCAUACACAAGAGUUUCACUCAAUUUUAUUUAAAGUUAUCUCUUUUAGUUAUUAAAAUUUUUAUUUACAUUACCAAAAUCAACCUUUAUUUCACUACUGAAAUAAUGUUUAUAAAAAAACUUUUAAUUAUUACCAUAAUUCUAGCAUAGAUGAUACUUUCAUAAAAUCACAAAAAAAGUUGUAACUUUCACAAACUGGUGAACUUUAUGCGCGACACAACAAACACGUGCAUUUAACAACUUAUUUCCUCGGCCUGGAUGUCAGCCGAGAGCUCGCGAGGCACAAUGCUCAAUGGUUCUGUUAGGUGUACAUAGUAGUUAAUUUAUUGCGCUAGUUUAGUUACGAGAAGUAGGUGAUUGUAGUUUUACUUAUUUUAUUUAUUUUUUCUAUCCGUGACCUUUCAAUAAAAAUAUUUAAUAAAUGGCACAAAUUUUUGCUAAUGUAAGUGAAUUUUGUUGUAUUUAAUUAUUUAUUAUUGUACAGUAAUUUGUCAUCACCUCAGAAAUAAAUUGCAUUUUAUAUAUUCUAGCUUUAAAAUAAAAUAAUAGACUUGA
Messenger RNA from Bacillus rossius redtenbacheri, 2416 nucleotides. Its product is annotated as neurogenic locus protein delta-like. Gene Ontology annotation, biological process: anatomical structure development; cell communication. Gene Ontology annotation, molecular function: Notch binding; calcium ion binding. The record is from RefSeq and is a predicted model, not a curated record. Lineage: Eukaryota; Metazoa; Arthropoda; Insecta; Phasmatodea; Bacillidae. Gene Ontology annotation, cellular component: extracellular region; cell surface; membrane. The coding region runs from base 244 to 1602 and encodes 452 amino acids. The transcript is spliced from 9 exons.